Messenger RNA from Anopheles merus, 1473 nucleotides. Its product is annotated as caspase-1-like. NCBI's taxonomy places the organism in Eukaryota, Metazoa, Arthropoda, Insecta, Diptera, Culicidae. The transcript has 2 exons. Gene Ontology annotation, biological process: proteolysis. The coding region runs from base 74 to 952 and encodes 292 amino acids. The record is from RefSeq and is a predicted model, not a curated record. Gene Ontology annotation, molecular function: cysteine-type endopeptidase activity.
CCAAAUCCAUCCACCCUUCAGUUCGGCAGCAAGGGCUUGCUGAAAGUGAACACUCCGUGUCCCCUCCGUCACCAUGGAUACCGCUCCGGAUGAGAUUGACGUGAAGCCGUUUAGCUCGCCAUCGCCGACAGAAUCACCAGCACGUGCGCACAGGGGUUCCGUCGUCAGCUCACCGCACGUACUGGCGGCAGUAGAGGAAGAAAAUUACGACACAUCUCAUCGAAACCGUGGGACGGCAUUGAUUUUCAACCACGUGAACUUUGAGUCCAAUGCUAAGCGCGAAGGAAGCAACAAGGAUCGCGACGAAAUUAAAAAGGAACUGGUGCAGCUCGGUUUUGAUGUGCGAGUAUUUAACGACUUGAAAAAGCAAGAACUGCUUGCCAAGCUGGACGAAGUUGCCAAAGAGGACCACACACAGAGCGAUUGUUUCGUACUGGUAGUGAUGACACACGGUCAGGACGGUUCGCUGUUUGCCGCCGAUAAGCAGUACCAGAUUGCCGACCUCUGGGAACCCUUUGUUGGCGAUGCGUGUAAAUCACUGAUCGGCAAACCGAAGCUGUUCUUCGUGCAAGCCUGCCGGGGCACCAAGUUUGACAAGGGCGUUAAAUUGACAAAGAUAGCCACGGACACCGUCGAUGCGCUUUCGUCGUCCAGCCAACGGAUGUGCGUCAUUCCUACGAUGGCCGACGUGCUGGUGAUGUACUCAGCCUUCGAUGGACACUACUCGUGGCGCAAUCCGACCAAUGGGUCCUGGUUCAUACAGUCGCUCAGCAUCGAGCUGAACCAGAACGCCCAUCGGAAGGAGUUGCUUCAGCUGCUCACCUCUGUGUCGCGCCGGGUGGCCUAUCUGUAUGAAUCGAACGUGCCGGGCAACGACCAAAUGGAUGGAAAGAAACAGAUGCCCUGUGUCGUGUCGAUGCUUACGAAGGCGCUCUACUUCCCACGCAAAUAAAGUGCCGGCUUGUUAAAACGUGACUCCGGAUGCUCAACCAACACACUGCACGCAUACUCGACCAUUGCUGAAGUCUCUCUUCCUUUGUGUGAGUGUAUUAUUUUAAUCGCUUUUUUGUGUCCAAUGUUCUACUCAGGAAUAAAGUGCUCCAUGAUGGCAAGCGUUUUCUGCUGCUACCACACUAAAAACUAAUAAUGUGCAUGUGUUUGUGUGUUUCCAAUGAGUGCGUAAUACCCAUUUCCUGGACCAUCGUCCGUAUCGUGCACUGCACGUGCAAAAGCAACACACCUGCGUACCCGAACAAGCGGCCCAAUCGUGAUCCUUCGUGAAGACAUGCGUAAGCGCAUCCAAACUUCACACCAUCCGUCCGUCCGUCCGGUGUUGGUCGUCAGUAUACAGGCAGCUUUCGGCACGUGCGGCCGUUCCGGUUCGGUGGAAGUAGUACACACGGUGGUAGUGUGUGGUGUCGUUUGCUGUACGUUUGGAGCUGUCAGUGUGAACUGUGUGUGAAGCUGUUCAAA